Molecule: messenger RNA, 2726 nt
Organism: Homarus americanus (American lobster)
Lineage: Eukaryota; Metazoa; Arthropoda; Malacostraca; Decapoda; Nephropidae
Product: leucine-rich repeat-containing G-protein coupled receptor 4-like
Exons: 14
Coding region: 156-2189 (677 amino acids)
Cellular component (GO): plasma membrane
Source: RefSeq, a predicted model, not a curated record
GUGAGCGUCAGCCAGAGAACUAAUGAGUGAGUCACAGCAGCAACAGGGAAGUGUCAGCCGUGUUUAUCUAGUGAAGUGUGGCAAGUGUCCUCACCGAGGCUAUAUCACACCCCAGCCAUCCUCCUCCUACAACAGUGUCUCACAGUCAACCAGCCAUGACCAGUCUGUGUACAGGAGUGAGGGCGGGUGUGUUGUGUGUGGUGAUGAUGGUGACCACCGCUGCAGCUUUCCACCCACCUGCUAGACUCCCACACGACCUUCAUCAUGGGAACACCAGAAGUGAAUUUCCAUGCCCAGAAAUUGAAGACAUAAAGCCGUGUAAAUGUAACUACACUGGACAAAAUAUGACACUCUCUUGUAUUGCCCUGAGUGAUGCUGCCCAGCUGGACCAGGUGUUCUCUGCCACCUUCCCCAUACCCUUAUUCAGCAAAUUUACUCUUAUGGCUUCCAACAUACCUAUUCUCAAGAAGGACACAUUUAAGAAAGUAUCUUUCAGGGAGGUACAAAUGUUCUCUAACAAGAUGAAGACGGUAGAGGCCGAGGCAUUUGCUGCCUCCUACAGCACCUUAAAGAAGUUUAUGUUCAAUGAGGAUGGCUUAGUCAACCAGUCAUGGCCGCUACCUGACCUCAAAAAUUUCAGUGAAAUAACUGAUAUUUAUGUUGGGGGCCUGUGUAAGGAGAUACCACCCUUGGAGUCUUCCAGCCUCACUUCUGCUGCUUUUUAUAUGGACAACUUGACUAAGCUGGCCAGCAACACCUUCGCCAAAACCCCUAAUCUUGAAAAUAUAAUCCUUCACGGGAAGGAAUUAACCGACAUCGAGCCAAAUGCCUUCCAGCAACUUUCGUCACUGAAAACGUUAACGAUAUACGAGACAGGUGUUGAUACCCUAAAUAAAUCUUCUAUGGCCUUUAGUUCUACUGUGCUGACACUUAUAGAUCUUCACCACAACAAGAUACAAACUAUUGAGGAAGGAGCAUUCCAAGAUGUAUCUGGAGAAGUUAAUAUUACUCUCAACAACAACCAACUCCAACUGUUGAACGAAGAUCCUUUCUCUGAACUAUUAACCAACACAACGGGAAUCAUCGACGUGUCAGACAACCCUCUGGAAUGUGGCUGUGACUUAUACUGGACUGUCACUAUUACAGAGGAGAUGUUUGAUCAUCUACAUGGACUUUUGUCAUCCUGCAAUUUUGAGGAAGUGAGAGCUCUUGCCUUCCCUUGUCCAGACGAAAAUGAAAUCGAUCCAUGCAGGUGUGAUUAUGAUCCAGUCUCUGGCACCCUUAACCUCACCUGCAGUCAGCUGGACAGCAUAGAUCAGCUGGACAAGGUGUUCUCCGCAAAUUUCCCAUUUAACAAAUUUAACCUGUUUCAACUGGAAGACUCUAAAAUACCUGUUCUUAAGAAGGGUAUAUUCCGGAGUGUGUAUUUCAAGUGGGUCAUCUUGAUCUUCAACAACAUGACAGACGUGGAGAGUGGCGCACUGGAGAGCCUCUAUGACAGCCUCGAGGAGUUCCAUAUCACCGAGAAAUAUGUCGACGAGGACUACAACUGGCCCAUCCAAGACCUGUCCAAAUUCAAAGUCCUUAGUGAAAUUGGCAUAAGUGGUCCGUACAGCAGCCUGCCCGUCCUCGAGUCCAAAUCCCUGAAUUCUGUGCUCCUGGACAUGUAUCACCUCACCUCCCUGCCUGACAACAUUUUCACUGCUGCCCCUAACCUACAGUCCAUAACCUUUCAAGGAACCAGACUAGAAGACAUUAAAGCAGAUACUUUCAAGUUCCUUCCAUCGUUGAGGACCUUAGAGAUACGAAAUGCCAAUUUAUCUUCCUUGGCUAAAUCUUCCUUGGCCUUCAGUACUAAUAACCUGACCUAUAUUGGCCUUCAAUUCAAUAAUAUACACACAGUUGAAGAUGGAGCAUUCCAAGGAAUUAAUGGGCCUGUGGUGACUGACCUUUCCAAUAAUGAAAUCGAGGAACUCCCAGGAGAUGCCUUUGCUGACCUGCUGAAGAAUACAACAGGAUCCAUCAGUGUGACAAACAACCCUCUUGUGUGUGGCUGUGACUUGUCCUGGCUCAUCAACGCAACAGAUGCAGAAUUAAAACGUCUAGUUGGACUACAGUCUUCUUGUGGAAUUGAUGAUCCUUAUCAGUGGGAGGUUGUAAAGGAUUUUCUUAUAUAUCAGUGUUCUUAAGGACAAGAGUAACCUAGCCAUUAUUGUCUCUCUGUUGUACUGUAUAUGGUCAAGCAAGUGUGCCUGUCCUGUGUCUUGAGUUCAAUCUCUGGCCCAUGUGAGAAGGGUGUUACCUAGAGUGACCCUAUCAAACAUUGAAGGUUUUCUCCAGUGUCCUGUACUAGCAGUGGACAAUAAAGGUCGUAACAAAGAACAGACCAACCGCUCGAAAGGUUAGUGACCAGACAAGUGGUAGAAAUAAUAAAUUAUGUGGCCGCUCUCAAGACCAUGAAAACAAUACUUCAACGGAUAUUAAUGGGUAUACAGUUUUAUAUAUCACAUUUCCCAGUGUUAUUCUUCAAACUCUUUAGCUAUUUAUCAAGGGUGUUGAUAACGAGUAAAUUUAUGUACAAUAUACAGUAUGUAGAGGAUAAAAGUAAAAAAAAAAAAAAGUAAAAGUAAAAAGGUACCAAAUAUUGUACAGAAAAUGGGAUCUAGGCCGUGUGUAUACAGUACAUAAUAAAAGGAUUCUCUUUAAAAUGGAGAGACAAAAUAAAA